Molecule: messenger RNA, 1060 nt
Organism: Trichoderma harzianum CBS 226.95
Lineage: Eukaryota; Fungi; Ascomycota; Sordariomycetes; Hypocreales; Hypocreaceae
Exons: 2
Coding region: 21-581 (186 amino acids)
Molecular function (GO): protein binding
Source: RefSeq, a predicted model, not a curated record
GUGAGAACUCAUUCAUCACCAUGGCGCCAAACCUCACAGAAGACGAAAUCGAUGACGUGGUGUACUUUGCCAGAGUGGGCGAAGAUGCUGAUCUCGUUGAGACCCUGACAACCCUGUCAGAGCGCGAGAAGGUGUCACCAGCUGAGAUCCUGUUGGCCGCCAAGGAUGAGGGCAAGUCAACGGCUUUGCACAUGGCGGCAGGAAAUGGCCAUCUAGAGACUGUUCGCAAACUCAUUCAGUACUUUGAUGAGAGACCCAAGGAAGAGAAGCAGGCUUUCCUGGAUGACGCCAAUGAGCACGGAAACACUGGUCUGCAUUGGGCAGCACUCGGAGGCCACCUGGACGUCGUCAAGCUUCUCAUGGCACAGGGCGCUUUGCCGGCAGUGGCCAACGAGCGAAACUACGUCCCCCUCGACUUGGCCUACCAGAACGAGCACAAUGAGGUGGCGCAAUUCUUCUUGGCCUCUGCGGGCAUGCUGGAGGAGAAGAACCAGGAGAGUGGACUGAACGGCGCCGUUGAGUCGGUCAAGCUUGAGGAUGGAGAAGGCGCAGAGGAGGAGAACGAGGCUACAGCAUCAUGAGUUUUGGGAAAUGCGAGAAAAUUUUCAUUGGCAACAGGGUACGAAAGAUCAAGGGACAAGGCCGAUAUGAAUGGGCCUGUCGCGGCAACGGCAAAAAAGGAUACCAUACGUGUAUAUUCUUGGGGUGGCGAAUCGCUUCGGAUAGAUUUCAAAGAGAGUUUGGCUCUUGAGUUAAAUGGGUUCGAGAAGAUUACACCAAGGUGGUAGUCGUAUCUAGCGAUACUUAUCUGGGGUGACACCGUAUUCAGAGCUUAGGCGAGAGCCUAGAUCAUCCUCAAGGUUACUGGUGCGAAGCCAUGAUAGCUUUUAUGAUCAUGAGAAUAGUUGGAUGGUAAAAGCGGCAAAAGAAGGAUGGACGGUUUCGUGGCACAUGGACUGCGGAGUAUAGAGUAUGGGCUAUUAUAGAAUGUUGAUCGACCCGUAUUAUUGAAGCAUAUUCCGAAUGCCUACCCAAUAUCAUGAUAGAGAAUCGAUAGUAC